AGCAUAUAAAAGGCAACUCACAACUGCAGGGAGAAGCUCUUGGGCUUCAAAGCUUUCUCUGCAAACAGGCAAAGAAAGGAAAAGAAAGAAAGAAGGCAAAUCAUGAGUACUAUUUCAAAGAAUUCCUUGAAGAACUCCCUUCUGCAGCUAGAAUGUUAUUUUACAUGGACUUUGCUGAAGGAGGAUAUAGAUCUUGCCUGCCUGGAAGAAUCAGUAUAUGAUCAGAUUGAGUUUUUCAUAAAACCCAACAUUUCAAAUUACAAUCUACUGUCUUACAUAUACCACCUAAAGCUCUCAGAUGAAGCAGCUCUGGAAUAUCUCCAAAAAGCUGAAGAAGAAGUUAAAAAAUAUUAUCCAGAUGAAAUUGACAGGAGAAGUCUCAUUACCUGGGGGAACUUUGCUUGGAUCUACUACCACAUGGGCAGAUAUGAAGAAGCUCAAAUGUAUAUAAAUAAAGUUGAAAACAGUUGCAAAAAGCUUUCAAAUACUGCUCAGUUGAAGAUUCAGCUUCCAGAGAUCUAUGCUGAGCAAGGAUUUGCACUGUUAAAAUUUGGAAGAAAGUACUAUGACAGAGCAAAAGAGUGCUUUGAAAACGCUCUGAGGAAAGAACCCAACAACCCAGAAUUUAAUGCUGGCUAUGCAAUAGCAAUGUAUCGUUUGGAAGAAUUUUCUUCCAGAAGCUGUGAAGAAGUGAACUCAUCUCUGGCGCCUCUGAAGCGUGCACUGGAACUGAAUCCAAUGGACACGUAUCUUCUGGCAUUACUUGCUUUGAAACUUCAGGACUUAGAUCAAGUUGAUGAAGCAGAGAGAUGCAUUGAAGAAGGAAUGCAGAAAACUCCUGAUCUUCCCUAUUUCCUGAGAUACGCUGCUAAAUUUUACAGAAGGAAAAAAGAACUGGACAAGGCACAAGAGGUUUUGGAGAGAGCCCUAGAAAUAUCACCAAAAUCCACCUUUUUGCUUCAUCAGCUAGGACUCUGCUACAGAGCAAAGCUGUAUGAGUUGAAAAGCAGUACAAGAUAUCCACCUCAAGAUCAAAUGGAAGAACUCAUUCAAAUUUGCAUUUCUCAUUUCAAAGCGGUGACUGAGCAAAAGCCAAAAUUUUUUAGUGCCCUAACUGAUUUGGCAAGGAUGUAUGGGGAGGCAAAGAUGUAUCGAGAAGCAGAAGAGACAUUUCAGAGAGCACUGAAGGUAAAUAUUCUGACUUGCUCCGAUAAACAAGAAAUAUGCUACCAUUAUGGAAAUUUUCUGCAAUAUAAAAAGAAAUCAGAAUCUGAAGCAAUCAAAUAUUACAAAGAAGGGUUAAAAAAUGGUAACCAUUAUUUUGCAGAAAAGAUCAAACAGUACCUGAAGAGACUGUUGGAAAGGAGAAUUCAAGGAGGAUUAGGAGGUGAAGAAGAUUUCAGUACACUUGGACUCAUUCAUAAACUAGAUGAUGAGAAGCUUGAAGCAAUUGAAUGUUAUGAGAAAGCCAAUGAAUAUAAUCCUGACAAUGAAGAAUAUCUGAGUGCGUUAUAUGAGCUACGACUUUCCCUCUCAAGCUGAAGUACUCCCAAAUCUCUCUCAACAACAACAAAAGCACAUUUAAAGAAAAAAUAUAAAUCCAUUUGUUCACUUUUUAAGUUUUUAAGUUUUUAGAGUUAUAACCAGUUGAAAAACCCGAUGGCAUCACUCUUCUAUGAUAAUGCAGAAUCUGCAGAUGAUGACCAGAUGACGAUUGUGCAUUUGCUUGCCUGUUCAUUACCAAAAAGCAUGCUCGAUAAGAAUAAAAAGAAGUUAAGCUACCUUAGCCUGCCAUGCUAGUACUGCUAUAAAAGUUGCCUAUGAGUACUGUCGGACACAAAGCUUCUAAGCUGGAAAGCAGUUCUCACCUUCUAUUGAGGAAAGAGAACUGUAAUAUUAUAAAAUUUAACCUAUCCACUUGAAAGGCAUGAGGAUAUUAAUAUGGUUAUUUCUGGUGUUUUUUUGAAUAUCAAGUGUCAUUUAGAAAAGACCUGUGUUGACUUGUUCAGUUUGCUACCUUGUAUGUUGUUCAACAAUAAAACAAUGACUAUCUGUUUAUUUCAUUGGGAAACAUGGGUUUAUAUUAAGGCACUUCAAUACAUAAGAUGUGGGAAAAGUAAAAGAAAACCAGGAAAAAGAAGUGAUGCAAAAAGCGCUUGCUUACCACCAGCUGACCAAUAUCCAGCCAGCCUCUGAACAACAGCAGCCCUGGCAAACUCCAUCCUCACUUCUCCCUUUCCAGUUUUUAUUGCUGAGCACAAUAUUGCACGGUAUGGAGGCAUCCCUUUGGUCAGAUUGCAUCAGCUCUCCUAGCUGUGAUCCUUCCUGGGCUGUCAGCCAUCCACAGCAAGUCCUCACAUCUGCAGCAGGCUUUCUUGCUGGGAGCAAACACCACUGAGACAACUCCAGGUCCUGGAGACCUUGGCUGUGCUCCCCAUCAGGCUGUCUCACUGAGACAGGUGCAUAGCAGGGCAGGGGAAGGCAUCAGCAAAAGGGGGAAGAGUAGCCCUCUGUGCAGUGAGUAAAAGCAAUACUUUGUGC
Molecule: messenger RNA, 2541 nt
Organism: Meleagris gallopavo (turkey)
Lineage: Eukaryota; Metazoa; Chordata; Aves; Galliformes; Phasianidae
Gene: IFIT5
Product: interferon induced protein with tetratricopeptide repeats 5
Biological process (GO): defense response to virus
Cellular component (GO): cytosol
Molecular function (GO): protein binding
Source: RefSeq, a predicted model, not a curated record